This is a messenger RNA of Scaptodrosophila lebanonensis, 3922 nucleotides long. RefSeq names its product protein suppressor of variegation 3-7 (gene Su(var)3-7). Gene Ontology annotation, molecular function: DNA binding. NCBI's taxonomy places the organism in Eukaryota, Metazoa, Arthropoda, Insecta, Diptera, Drosophilidae. The record is from RefSeq and is a predicted model, not a curated record. The transcript is spliced from 6 exons. Bases 98 to 3769 code for a protein of 1223 amino acids. Gene Ontology annotation, cellular component: cytoplasm.
CGUGUUAAUUUAUCCCAUUGGAUUGAGCUGCAAGUGAAUGUAUAUUUAAAAUUAAAUACUUCACCACUUGGUCUGAAGUAUAAAUGUUGUUGUAGACAUGGAUAAGGAGAAUAUGGAGGAAAAAAAAAGUUGUGACGCACUUGAAGCCGCGGACGGAGACAAAAUGGUGGCUGAUCCAACAACAUCAACGCCGCUGGUGCUGCCGCAGACAUUUGAGCACGAGCUUCGUAUUACGGAUGUGGAGGGAGCUGCCGAGCCGCCAGUUGUUAUAGAAUUUGGUGAUGAUGAAGAAGACGAAGCGCCGAUGUUGUCGGAACUGCAGUCGGCGUUAAACGGCACCGCAACUGAGCCGGUCGAAGAAAAGGAUGCUGACGAUGCUGCAUCUGCAAAAACAGAACCCAGCAGCGACGCUGAAAGCUGCAACUCAUACAAUGGACCUGAUCCGAUGGGCUUACUGGAGCGUUUGGAUAGAAAUCACGAUAUUGAAAUCGAUGAUGAUGAUGAUGGUAGCGAUGAUGAAUCUGGCAGCAAUAGGUCUGGUCCUGGUUUAAGCAAGGCUGAGCGCUGGCAGCUGUGGAUGAAGCGCUGGGAAUGGCUGAUACACGAAGAAGACGAUGGCAACUUUGCGUUCUGUCUCUACUGCAACAUUAUAAUUAACGUUAACAAUAAGUCAAAGUAUAUUGCCCAGCAUAAUAUGUCAUUGUACCAUCAGGAGCGCGAGAACAACUAUGUCGCCUUCAGGAACAGCGAAGAGCAGACACGUGGCGUCACCAGCAUCAGUGAGCUUAAACAGGAGUUCGGCACGGACAGUUAUGCGGCGGCCAUAAAGAAGAAGCGAGCAAACGAAGUGGAGACCUUAAAUAACUUUAACUGGUUACGUUGGCUGCAGUGGCAUCCUUGGCUGGAGCGUAUACAGCCCGAGGGCACCAUCGGCUUGUGCAAGUAUUGCAACAUCCGGUUAAACGUCGAAUUUGUUUACCUACGGAAGCGUCACGAAAACACAAUCCGUCAUCGUGAAGGCGAGAAUCAAUUUAAAAUGCAAGAGUCCCGCAAGCGAAAACGCAGCGACAGUAACAAUGAUAUAUCUGUCGAUGAUGAACCAGAGCUAGAAGCAGCCCCCAGUGAAGGAUCAGCCGUUGUCGAUAAAGUAAGUGGAUGGUGCGAAAUUAAAGCUGGCACAAAUCCGGUGCAGUGCCGUUGCACUUUAUGCGACAUCCAAAUGAGGUUAAGCAGCUUCAGGAGGCAUUGCGGGAUAAAUGUACAUCUUAAUAAUUUGGAAAAAUUCAGAAAAAAAGAUCGCGGUAUUUGGGCUCAGUAUGCUGACCUACACCCCUGGCUGGGGCCCGAUCCCAGGGAUCCCAGCAUUGCGUACUGCAAUGUGUGUGAAAAGCGUUUCAUGUAUGGCCAUUCACAAAUUAAACGGAAAACCCACGAAAAUUCAAGUAAUCACAUAGCAGCUACCAAUCGCCAACCAACUGAUGGAAGCAAAACAGCGGAGGAUAUUCAACAAGAGAGUACUGCUGAACCGUCAGAGCCCGAAAGCGAAUCGGUUAGCUAUCAAGAUAUUGGAGAUGAUGACGCGUCAUCGUCCUCUGACAGCGAAGCAGAGAAAAAGCGCAAAACCAAGGCUGACAGCCGCAACGCCAAGAAGUCAGCAAAGGUUGUUCGCCACUUUUCCUGGUUGCGCGUUUCUAAGGAUCGCAAGAUGCAGAUCUGUAAAUUCUGUCGCGUGCGCAUUUAUAGUGAACACGGAAAACUACGCCACGAGCAGAGCAAUCAACAUCAAAAAACAGUCAAGCAGUUUAAGGCACAACACUUGGCAGUCAGAAAGGACCACCAACAAAAGAAGGAAGAGGCUGUCGAGAAUUCAGACUCUGCACCUACAGAGAAAGCAUCUAACACAUCAAGCAAAGCUCAGAAGGCACCGCCUGUCUCAAUGCAGAGUAAAGUGUUGCUCUGGAAAGAUCGUUUUCCCUGGCUGUCUUAUAAGCGUAACGAAAUACGCCCGAACUACGGAUGGUGCAAACUGUGCGAAAUGUCUUUAUAUCUACCUAGCUUCAAAUUUGCAUCAAAACACCAGCGCAGCACUCGGCACAUACGUCUUCGCCAUGAACGCAAGCGCCAGGGUCCGGCGGUGGCAGCUAAAGCCGUAGCCGAAGGUUCCGAAGAAGUCGCUACAACUACUCCCGCCGUUUUAACCCCUGGAGAGGCCAAGAACAAAGCGGCGUUGGCCGAGUUGAAAGCGAAAUAUGAAUGGUUGGAACCGGACCCUAAUGAUGAAAACUAUUGCUUUUGCAAGCAAUGCGAAACGCGAUUGCCUAUCAAAGUGUUCUUUUUAAAACAACAUCAUUUUUCACGCAAGCAUGCAGACCGGUUGAAGAUGACCGCUGAGGCAACCACAGCCUCCAUCCACCCGCUUAAGAUAAGUCCCAGAGCGUCUACGACCAUGCCGGAGGCAGACCCUGAGCCAGAUGUCUCUAUUUUGGAAGUGGAUCAAGAAAAUUCCGAAGUCGUUAGCAUUAAAUCCGAAGACUCGGGCGAUGAGCCAGACCCCAAGCGAAUGCGCCGCUCUAUUGAUGUGCGGCGUCUUUUACGCGUAUUGCGUAACUCUGUUGGUAAGCGGCAGGAUGAACGCAGCCAAAUAGACUUGGCGAAGGAUAUGAUUUGCUCCUCGUUUGAUAUUGUGACGCGUUUGCGCGCAUUGGACGACUCCAGCGUUCCUGGUAAUUCGCGCAUAAUGCCAACGCAGGCGCCAAUGUCUGCGUCUGUUGGGGCAUCAACGCAGCCUCGGGACACCAUUGAUUUGUUUUUCGAGAGCAUUACUCAAACAGUAAAGGCACUGCCGACGGAUCUGGCUGCAGAAGGCAAGGCCAAAAUCAUGCAAAUCAUAUGCGAUCUAGAGUUGCGCGCUUUGCGGCGUUCGACAAAUGCCGGAGACACUGGGCAGCAGCAGACUACGCCCCCAUCGGCCGUAGUGCAGUCGCCAACACAGCCAACGCCACCAUUGAGCAGCUCAGGUAAAAGUAACAAUGAUGCUGUCGAAAGCGUCGAUUUGGGUACAUUCGAAGAAAUAGCCGCUACGCCCAACUCGCCAACCUCUUCUGUCUUAUCAUCCAUAACCAUUGAGGAUACGGACGAUCUACCAUCAACACAACUAGCAACACUGUUGACUAACAACCACAGCAACCAAACAAAAUCGAACAAUCGCAUCGAUUCUGAUCCAAAAGUGCAAAGUGCUCCAAACACACCCAUUACGAAUGGAUCCGCGCCUAGACAUUCCCAAGAGCAAUUGCGCCGCCUACUGCCAUCCAUGCAGGUGACAGCCAGAACAACCGAGGCAGAAACUUUGCGUUGCGUACCUCUAAAUAAGCUUAAAGCCACUCCAACGCCAUCGCAUGUCGUAAAUGGUCGGGGAAUGAGCAGCUCUGCAGGUAUGACUUCCACACCCAUUAUGCAGCGCAAACCGAGUUCUCUGGCCGCUGCUUUGAAUGCUCCGAUGACCACCGUUCCUCACAUUCAAAAUCCUGCAUCUGUUUCUGCUAACGUCGUCAAUGCAAAUGGCAGUAUAUUGCGCAAAAUUCGGGUUAGCAGCGGCAACCAGAACAAGUAUAUAUCGGUUCAACAAGUACAACAACAGCAGCAGCUAGAACAACAACAACAGCAGCAGCAACAGCAGGCCCAGAUGCGCAACAUGAACCGAAAUGUUUUAUGUCGCAUGCCAAACAACAGCAGCAACAGCAACGGCAGCAACAGGCCAAUGCAGCAGUAGUAGAACUAACAUAAGACUAUAUUAUUGGGGAAGUUAUAUAUUUUAUUUUUUAUUAUCUUUAUCGCACCUAAAUGCAAAGAACACAUAAACUUCAUCAUUGUUUAUCAUUUUUCAUGAAAUAAAAUUUCAAAUUUAUUCGCUAUUAUUAUAAUA